This is a messenger RNA of Zea mays, 1232 nucleotides long. Its product is annotated as dihydroflavonol-4-reductase. The record is from RefSeq and is marked validated. The coding region runs from base 71 to 1057 and encodes 328 amino acids. Lineage: Eukaryota; Viridiplantae; Streptophyta; Magnoliopsida; Poales; Poaceae. Gene Ontology annotation, molecular function: oxidoreductase activity, acting on the CH-OH group of donors, NAD or NADP as acceptor. The transcript is spliced from 6 exons.
CGGUCCCACUCGCACCCCCCGACGGGUCGGAACCUCAGCUCAGAGGAUCGGAAGAACGGACGACGGCGAGAUGGCAAGCGGGGAAGAAGGCAAGGGCGAGACGGUGCUGGUCACCGGGGCCAGCGGCUUCAUCGGUUCGACCCUCGUCCGCGGCCUCCUCGGCCGCGGCUACAACGUCCGCGCCGGCGUCCUCGACCCCGACGACAGGGCGGAGACGGACCACCUCCUCGCGCUCGCCGCCGGCGCCGGCCGCCUCAGCUUCUUCCGCUGCGACCUCCUGGACGGCGCCGCGCUGCUCGACGCGGCAAGGGGGUGCUCGGGCGUCUUCCACCUCGCGUCACCCUGCACCGUCGACCCCGUCAAGGACCCCCAGAAUCAGCUGAUGGUGCCUGCGGUGGAAGGGACGCUGAACGUGGUGCGCGCGGCCAAGGACGCCGGCGGAGUGCGGCGGGUGGUCGUGACCUCGUCCAUCUCGGCCGUCGUGCCCAACCCCGGGUGGCCCGCCGGCGAGGUCGUCGACGAGCGUUGCUGGACCGACAUCGACUACUGCGAGAAGAAUGGGGUUUGGUACCCUGCUUCCAAGACGCUGGCGGAGAAGGCGGCGUGGAAGUUUGCAGAGGAGAACGGGCUGGAUGUGGUUGUGGUUAACCCGGGGACUGUGCUGGGCCCGAUGAUUCCACCAGCCAUCAACGCUAGCAUGGCCAUGUUUUGUCGCCUCCUUCAAGGCUGCACGGAGGAGUACGCCGAUUUCUUCCUAGGGCCAGUGCACGUGGAAGACGUCGCCAUGGCGCAUAUCCUGGUGUUCGAGAGCGCAUCGGCGUCGGGGAGGCACCUGUGCGUCCACUCCAUCUGCCACUGGAGCGACUUCGCCGCCAAAGUCGCCGAGCUCUACCCCGACUACAAAGUGCCCAAGUUCCCCAUGGACACCCAGCCUGGGCUGGUGAGACAGGAGGUGGGGUCCAAGAAGCUCACCGCGCUGGGGCUUCAGAUCACCCCCAUGGAGAAGAUCAUCAGGGAUGCCGUCGAGAGCCUCAAGAGCCGAGGCCACAUCUCCUGAAUCCUGAUGGAUGGCAGGAUGGGCAGUGCUUGUGAUGCGUGAGGCCGUACGUCAUGGACCUUGCUAAGUUGCUAGCGUGGCUUGUGUAACUAGUUGUAAUAAAUAAUGAUGUCACCAGACGACGACGACGAACCUGAGAAGGAAAAUUGAGCUAAUAGCUCGAUUUUCAGUUCUU